Molecule: messenger RNA, 6905 nt
Organism: Homalodisca vitripennis (glassy-winged sharpshooter)
Lineage: Eukaryota; Metazoa; Arthropoda; Insecta; Hemiptera; Cicadellidae
Exons: 14
Coding region: 259-3183 (974 amino acids)
Biological process (GO): actin cytoskeleton organization; regulation of cell migration
Cellular component (GO): plasma membrane; cytoplasmic vesicle; bicellular tight junction
Source: RefSeq, a predicted model, not a curated record
UUCUGUAAUGGAAGGAAAAAUUUAAGGAAAGGGAAAGGAAUGGGUAAGACAAUUGAAUGUGACGGAAAUAGGAUUGGAAUUUCUUUCGAGAUGUAAUUAAGUGUAGUUACUUCAUAAUAUUGAUUUGUUUCUAUUUUCUACGAACGACGAAAUUAACUGCGAAUUUUCGAAUUCAGACGACAAACAUAAAGAAAGGAUAAUGAAUGGAAGACAUGCUUGAUAGAAGUUUAGAGAUAACUGGAUCAAUAUAUAAUUAAAAUGAGCUCCCUGCAAAAACCAAGGGGCUAUUUGUCUUAUUCUCCGAGUACUCAACGCACUCAAGGCAACUUUCCUGGUAGUUUAAGCGGAAGUGAGACAGAUAUUUCAACGUCUAACGAGAAUCUUAGCCAUGAGGAAAGAUAUGUCAUCCAGCAUACAACUCGGCAGGAACCUCAGGGCCAGGAGAACCGCAGCAGUCAGGACUGCACUUCCUACAACACUCUCAUCAUCCAUGGCCAGGGGGAGGAGAAAAUGUGGAAUAACAGGUUGUCCAACGAUCCUCAGCACCUGCAGUACAAGACCUCAUCUCCCAGCAAAGAGUCGCUGAGGCAUCCUUACUCUACAAGUGUUAGAGAAAUUACUGAUAUUCCUGAUGACUACUUGAAUCAGUCACAGGUCCUGAAACACUUGGCAAAAGAAGUGAAGGUGGGACCUGUGGAAAGAGACCAGGAAGAUGUAGAUGUGUUGUUGAAGUGCCAGCCGCCCCCCUACUCUCUGGCUCCCAGCCUCAAGGUCAAGCGUUUGCCAAUAUCUAAGUCCCAGCCUGACCUCUCUCAUCUGAGUGGCUCCACUGACUGCAUCGAUACCACCACGUUCAGGCAUACUCUCGGCAAUACAAGGAAAGAAAAUAAGUAUGUUCAAAAUAUGGUGGAAAUUUUACUUCAAGAAAACAAUAGCCUAAAGCUUGAACUGGAGUCUUGUUACCAAAAGGUUGCGAAAUCUCAGAAGCUGGAGCAGGAAGUGGGGAAGGUGCAUCGAGCACAUGAGGAGCUGGUGGCAUCAUGUGAGCGUCGUGAGCGGCUGGAGCGAGCAGCUCGGACCCGACUCCAGGGAGAGCUACACAGAGUGCAGGAGACUAAUGAGAGCCAGCGACAGCAGAUAGAGAUGCUGACCACACAGUUGUUGACCUCCCGCGCUUCCUCACCCGACCACUCACGCAAGGAACUCACCAAGCGGGAAGCCCUCAUCGCUCAGCUGGUUACUCAGAACAAGGAGUUGGCAGCUGUGAAGGAGCGUCAGGAGAUAGAACUGGCAGCACAGCGGGCCACACUGCAAGAGCAGAGAACCCACAUAGACAUACUGGACACAGCCCUUACCAAUGCUCAGGCCAAUGUUGUGCGACUCGAGGAGGAGUGCCGCAAGAAACAGGUGCAUGUGGAGCGAGUGGCACAGCUGCAGAGAGCUCUGCAAGCGCUACAACUGGCCAGUGAUCGAAGGGAGCAGACCGAGCGAAAGUUGCGUCUACAACUCGAGAAUGAACUGAGGAACGAACGUGCACGAAAUCAUUCCAGUCAGGACACCUUAAAUACAGGUGAAUCUGGUGAGAGUGUACCGGAGUUGAAGAGGCGGCUGAGAGAGAAGGACGAGAAGAUUAUGAGAUUGGAAGGAGAGGUGGCCAAGUGGGAGCAGAGAUAUCUGGAGGAGAGUGAACUUAGACAAGCUGCUAUUGAUGCUGCAAGCAUUCCAAAGGAUGCAAAAAUCGCUGCCCUAGAAAAAACUAGUCAAGAAUCAGAGAAACUAAUAGCAGAAGCGAGAUCUGACAAGUUGCGACAAAUGGAUGAGGUUCAUGCUGCACAGAAAAAAGUUACAGAUCUUGAGGCCAAGAUGAAAGAACUGGAAUCCAAGCUGGCGGAGAAGGAUGCAAUGAUUAGAGUUCUGCAGAAGAAGCACACGUAUGACAAGGAAGUGUCUAGUUCAUAUCCCAGUAUCUCACUUAGUCAUCAUACUCCACAUCCCAGUCUCAACACUUCCAAUCUCAACAAUGUACUCAAUUCCCAGGAUCUAGGUCAGGUUUCGACCACCAGUGUGUUCUCGACUGCGAGCAGUGGGUUCUCGUACUCGGGGAGUGUUGACAGUUCCUAUCACAAAUACUCACCACACAAAUCUCUUGAUGACCAAUUGAAGGAGUUAGAUUCUCAACUGCUCAGCAAGAGAGGUCUUUGCUGUUUUCCAGGAUUCUCUCAUCCAGGCACUUCGUCGCGAAAAGGAAAAAUACCCCAGCCACUAUUGGCGAGUGUAGGAGGGUUCGAAGCUGGAGGCUUUUUACAGGGGCUGGUCAGUUCUGGACAGGCAGGAAAUGACAUGAUGCUACUCGAGAAGCAAGGUCUGUGUUCCCAGCAACAGCGUCAGACAGAGGCCAGAUGUGGCAGCCUACCACCUAGUUCUCUGCCGAGACCUAAGCGGCAUCACAAAUCUCCAAGCACCAACAAGGAUCGCAGGCUGGGUGAAUACGGCAGGCUCAGCGAUGGUGAGGGCUCCAGUAGCCGCAAAGCCUCCGCCAACUCCAGCACUGACGCUGCUGACAAGACCAGGACCUCGCCUUCGCGUCCUGUUAUUCCCUUGCCAUCUCGUAAACUCGGAGAAUACGGCCGCCUCAGUGAUAGCGACAGAAAAACCUCUACGAACAAUUCCAAUGAAGAUGUCACAGACAAACCAAGAGAAUCUCCUAUUAGAAGUAUACCUUUGCCUCCAAGAAAGCUCGGCGAAUACGGAAGAUUGAGUUCUGAUUCUGGAAGAAAAACUCCAACCGAUUUAGGAUCUACUACUCCAGCUGAUAAUUUGAGUUUGAACACUAGGAGCUCUCCAGUAAGGAAGUUCUCAGAAUAUGGAAGGUACGAUGUGGCCAAUAAACAGACUGAAAAUAAGUCCAUUUUGGAAUUUGGGGGAAGAAAAUUAUCUUCUGAUAAAUCCAAUGAUUCUCCAUCUGCAAGUCUAAUACCGCCCCCAAGGAAACUCUCAGAUUACAGCUGUUUUGAAUCUCCUCCUCCCUCUCCUCAGAGUAAGGAGUCAAAAUUGCGUCUCAUUCACACCACAACUCUAAGGGCUCGGCGUGGCUCACUCAGUCAGCCUCCUCCUCCCAAACCUCCCUCUGAGCCCGGAGUACGCUCUUUACCCACUCCUAACAAGUACAGAAUCCAGUUUUAGUAGCUCAAUAAUUCAAUUUCUCACUACAUUUCAGAAAAAAAAUAAACACAUUAAUAACCUCCUCAAAAGUAAUGAUUUACAAACUAAGGUGGUUGAAUAUUCAUUCAACUUGCAUCAUGUUUGUGUAGAAUCUGUAUUUGUUAAAUUCAUAGAAAACUAUUAAUAUUAGUUUUGUAAUAUCUUUUAAGAUCUUAUAUAAAUAUGUAAUUGUUUGAUUAUAAACCUAUUUUAUUAUUUGUUGUUUUCAAAUAAGCAGUAUGAAAAGAAAUUUAUAUUUUUAAAUGGAUAUUAUUCUGUGACAGGAUUUUUACUGUAAGAAUAAAUUACAUUUAUAGAUUAUGUGUACACAUUAUACUAGAAAUGUAGUGAGAGUUACAUUUAUUAUACAUUAGAUCAAAAUAUAACAGUGGAAAUUGAUAUAAAUAAGUUUGUAUCUAAUGCAACUUAUUCAUGUAUGACAUGUUGAGAUGUUAAGUUCAUACAUACUUAUAUGAAAUUAAUUUGUAUUAGUGGUGCAAAAUGAUCUUGGUACCUGAGAGGAGACAAAUAAUUAUUAGUACAUUUACUUUUAUAUUUUCACUAUUCACAUACAUUCUUUUUUAUUUCAUUCAACUAAACAUAAGGAAGAUAGUGUAAUAAUACAGUUAUUUUUCCUAUUUAAUUCAAUAACAUAUUAUAACAGUAUGUUAAUGUGUAGAUUAUACAAAUACAGCUUGAGCAAACUCAGAAUUAACUCCAAAUCAAGCUGUAGAGCCUAUAUUUUAAGUAUGUUAAUGUGUUCCCUCAAUUAAUGAUAAAAAAUUAUUUGUCUUCCAUUAACCCGCCAGGAGUUGCGUUACGGUCUAAUCAAUUGGGUUUUAAUUAUCUUGUGUAUACUUUUCGAAUGGAAAAGGAAUAUCUUUUCCUCCCAAUAUCUUCCAAAAAUAUUCUCCAUUCCUUAUUGUGUCUAGAGACAGCCAUUAUUAACGUGACUUGGUUAUUCUAAUCUGUGUAAUAUAUCAUAUUUCCAACUCCAUUCCACCGUGUUUUUAUGUGAGUUUUUACUGGUUAUUUUUGUUUAUUCCAAUGUGGAAGACGGAAUAAAUUGAAAAACAGAUUUUUUAUUGUAUUGGUAUUUGUUAUUUUUAUUUACCCAGUAGACUUGAUCGUGUGUGACUCCUGACAUAAAUGUUUCUAUUUGAUUACUAACUGAGAUUUCUUAGUCAGAUUUUAAAAAUGUUUUAUAAUUAGGUGAAUUUAACUGAGUGUAAUUAAAAGAAAUUAAGGGGUUUUCAAAGUUAUAAAACCAUAUAAGUGUUAUAAAGUAAUGUCUCAUAAAACUGGCUCCUUAUUCAUGUUAAUUUAAACAUAUUCUACAAAAUGAACUUUGCUAACUAUAGAAAUGUAGUUAAGCUAAGUAAUAAUUGUAGUAUUUAUUUUAUUCGAAACUUCUUUCUGUUUCUAUUUACUUUUAUAAUGUCUGUAGAAUCACAAAGUAUUAUUUGACCAGUUACCAGAUAGAAAUAAGAUAACAUUACUUUAUUGUUGUUUUGUCAUUCUAUUUUCAGUUGUCAUGGCCAAUAGAGUGAAUUCAAACCCCUCUUUGUGAGGAAAGUGUCUGUGUGUUUUGUGCUGCGACGGCUAGCUAAGUGUUCUCUACUCAACUUAUGUAGUUAUAGAUUAGUGGAUCCUGAUAAAUCAAGUUCUUUGUAACUGUUUUAACAAAAGUUUGGAAGCUUUUAACAGAGUAACUAAUGGCAGGCACAGAUGUUAUAUUUACAACAUUGGUUAAGUGCCAUGCAUGCUGGAAAUGUUAAAAAGUGCCUUUGAUAAUAUUUGCAACAUUCUCACAUUGGAUUCAAAGUGCAUUGCAAACUAGUGGUGUUGAAUGUGAUUAAGAAGCAAUGAAUAAUGCGAGUAAUGUUUGAUUUGUAGGAUUGCUGGUUUUACAGGAAUCAUCUGUUGAUACUUUUAAUUUAAACUUUAAAAAGAUAUUUAACAUUCUAUAGGGCCUAAAGGUUGUUUAAAAAAAUAUUGUUUCAUAUUGAUAUGUUCACUUUUAAACCAAAGUUUUAUUAUAGUGUGCGUGGUAAUUUAGUACCUGUCUGCGUACCUAGCAGUUGUAAUGAUCGUUCUGAGACAAAUUUUGUUGAAUAUGGAAAUUAACACUUACGCUCCCAGAGCUUACUAAAGAUGUCCUGGCAAUACAGUCCAGUAUUUUGAGAGCCAGUGUUAACGAAAUUGCAUUUUUUAAAGACAUACAUUUUCAGUUGCUCAGUAAAUUUGAAACAUGACAAUGAUUAAAAAUAUGAAGUAAUUUACAAGUAUCCAUAAAAAGAACAUGUUUAGUCACAUUUUAUAUAUUUUUAAGGGAAAACCAUAAUCUUUUUUUCAACCUCCCCUCUCACAGUUAAUUUAUCUUUAAUCAUGAAGGAUUUGUUGUAUGGUGGCCGCCCAGUUUUCUGAUAAUUGUGCCUGUUUCUGGACGAUUUUGCAGAUUUCCGAUCAGCCUUAUUUCUAUAUAUUUUAUGUUUAACACAUCCUUUUUCAAUUUAAAUAGUCUUCAUUAUUUAAAGGGCACAUCCAUCAUUGGCUGAGCGUUAGCAAAGCUGUCACUAAGGGGGUGGAGAAAUGUUAUUCUUGUGUGUCCGUACGAUAUCUCGAGAACAAACUGACCUAUAGACUUUGUAAUUUUGUAUGAAGUUUCAUUUCUGUAAAAGCAACAUCUAGUUUGACGAUUGUGCAUGUUACUCCUUAAAAUUUGGCUGAACACUAGCAAAGCCUAUAACUCAGAGUGCUAUCUCGAUAAUUAAUUGUUUUAAACUUAAAAGAUAUUUGUUUUCUGUAUGAUUGUCCACAGGAUAUGUUAAGAAUGAAAUAAGCUAUAGAAAUGUUGUAUUCAACUUCAGCAAAAUCUGUUAUACGACACUUAGUGAUUAAAAAUGUUCUUUUUAAUAAAAUAUACUUGUUUUAUAAAAUAGCUUUAAUUUUUUAAUCAUUUCAAUUUUUAUCUGAAAAAUUAGAAAAUUAACAGUAGUAUAUGUUUUUUUAAAUAUUAGUUAUAACUUUAUCAUAAAUAAAAAUCUUAGUUUUAUUACAAGUAAUAUAUUACUAAAGUAAAUCAUACUAUAAAAUCUCUAAAUUUUGCAAUGAACUCUUGGUCUCCUGCCUUAUUAAGUGUAAUGAUUUUUAAAAUAAAAGGAAGGUAUUUUAGGAAAAUUGUAAUUACUUACAAAGUGUUACAUAAGACACAACCUUUUAUAAUAAAAAUAUCAUGUGGGUUAGUUUAAAAAAAUAUAUUUUUUGAGACAUUUUAGGGACUUUAAUUUUGGUACUUUGUUAGGGAUUUUUACUAAGUUUUUAUAGCCUAUAUAUUCAGCUAGUCAGUGAAUUAAUUUUCUUAAAUAACUAAUCAGAUUACUAAUUAAUCACAUUCGAUGAAUGGUGCUUCCCAGACGUAAUUGUAUGAUAUAACCAUGUAAGAUAUACUAUAAGUUUGGCAACAUAUUGUGAUACUGACGCAGGUCGGCUCAAGUGUCCUUGUACAACCCACUCCACUGCCUGCCUGCCACUCUAGACAUAGCAUAGCAUACAAUACUAAUAUAUACUUGUUAUGUACAUUGUUACACAUUAUUUAUUUGUACUAUAUUUGUAUGUAAUUUACAAACAGUAGGUGAUACCUGUAACUUUUCUAAUUCGUAAUCCAAAACAUCCAAAGAGUAAUAAAGUAAAAUACUGUUGAA